Messenger RNA from Durusdinium trenchii, 2967 nucleotides. The record is from the annotation of a GenBank genome assembly. Lineage: Eukaryota; Dinophyceae; Suessiales; Symbiodiniaceae.
AUGCUACUCCUCAAGCAGGAAGUGAAAACACUUGAAACACUGGCAAAGAAGUCUGUGAAAUCCGAGAAGAAGAACGACAAGAAGGGCAAAAAGGGCUGGGCAGGAUUCCUUGAUGGUUCUCAACGAGAGCACGCCAUUGCAGAGCUGGAGAAGAAAAAAAACUUAUGGGCCAUGAUGGAAUGGUGUGACUCAUGGAUCCCUUUUGAAGUUCCUGCAGACGGGAAUUGUGGAAUUUGGUCAACCCUGACGCUGACCAAUAACAAUCCUGAAAGCACCAUGUCAGACAUGGAAUCUCUCACAGAAGAAUGCAGACGUAUGCGCCAACUUGUUGCACAAGAGUGGGAGGACCUUGCCAAAGACUCUUUUUGGCAAUCUCUCUUCAUGCGGUUAGUGGCACUGUUUGAUGAUGGUGCUGACUCGGAUAGCAAUUCAGAUGGUUCUUUGCCUGAUAAGCCACGAAGUGAACCUGGACCUGCUGUCAAGAAAGAGAGUCAGGACUCAGAGAAAGUCAGCAAGUCGGCAAAACCUGCCAAAGCCAAAGCUUGCCAAGAUACUGCCCAGAAAAAGGAUCAAGAGAGUGCCAGCUCAGGGCCAGCGCAGCCGGUGCAGGCUAACCAGGAGGGUGACAGGGCGAAGCUGGAAGCAAAGACUCCAAAGCGGAAAAAGCCGAAUCCAACAAUUUUUGUGGAUUUGACGACUCCACCAAAGAUUACAGUGGGCGCAGCAUGUGGCACCCGUCGUAAAAGAGACACAAGCCUUGAUGGAGUCGUGCUUGGCAAGAAAAGCGCUGUUGCUGCUGCAGAGGAGAGGACGCAGAAUCUCCGAAAGAAGUUGGCAGAGAAUCAGGCGAUCUUUUUUGGGCAGAGUGAAGAUCAGACAAAGACACCUGCAGAAGAAAAAGAUCCAUCCAAUGAGGCUGAAGAUGAAGAACAGGCAGAGACAACCCAGAAGAAGAAGAAGAGAGCAAAGAGAAACCGGCGGUUCCACAAGAAGCCACCGUGUGAGGAGUCUAUGAGGUUGCUGGCUGCAAGGGGCUACUUGGGGAAGUUGAGGAUCACAUGGGCCUACUGCCAGGCAUUUCAUGCCUCUGUACGCCACAAGAGUGCCGAUAGCGCUGAGGCUGUCAGCAACUCAGGAAAAUGCAACACCUUCGCCUUGUUGCCAGCACUUCUUUUGGAGGGAAAGGAAGUACCAUGCAGUGUGUGUGCUGUGAUGCUGAAAAAAGCCGGCUUUUCAGCGGAAGAAUUUCAGAAGCAUACCACGCCCUCAGAAGAAGGUGGCAUUUUCAUGUCGCCAAACAGAAUGCUGCAGAUGGAAAUGCAGGAUAUCAAACCUUUGGCUCCAGAGAUUACGCAACCUUCUGUCACAGAGCCUCUUCCACCUGUAGAUGUAGAAGCGCUUGAUCCUGACCAGCUACAGAUUGUGCCUUACACAGGGAAUCCUUUGGCUUCAGGAGAUGCACCUGAAGAAGACCUUCCAACACAAUCUGUUGAAGAAGAGCAAAGAAGCCAGGAGGACCAAACUCCCUUGAUUCACAACAUCAUCCGCAAGUACAAAGUGCUGGAAAUGCUCAAGCCCAACACCUUCGGCAAGAGGCACAGCGAGUGUGAGAAGUUGGUGCUACCUCCUGAGGACGGCAACCCAGCUGUUUGCAGCAAAUGCCUAGAUCCCAAUACAGCCAGUUCAGCUUUGAAAUGCUGCAUCAAAUUUGCAAACAAGUAUUGGGGGGCCAAGAUCUUGCAAGCCAAGCUGUUCAAGUCGCAAGCUGCAUUGGAUGAUGUAAUCAACGAGUUCAAAGAGACUGUUCUCUACAAAAGGUGUGGUGAACAGGUGUCCAAGAUACUGAAACUGGAUGAGUUAUCCUUGCAGAAAUGGGUGCGUCAAUCAUUCACAAAGAUUUCCCACAACACUUGGACUGAGACUUUUGCAGCCUUUAUGGAAACAGUGGUGAUGCCUUGUUUGCGGGUGAACGUAGCAGAGUGCACAGGAGAGUUGAAGGGUCUGGCACAGCAGUUUGCCAGUAGCCUGGCUUCACAUGAUCUCUCAGACGUGCAGUCUAUUGCAGUCCGCAUAGCCAAGGCUUCGUGUUCAGGCAAGCUCGCUGGAAACCCAGCCAUAGUGGGAAUCAUCUUGCAGUGCAUAGAACAGCUAGAUCGGUCCGAAAGAGGCAUCAACACUAUGAAACGGCCUCGCAACAUGUCUGAACAAGAAAGGGAAAUGGUCGCAGAUGCUGCAGCGUUACUCUCCAUCAAUGGAGCCAACGCCAAGUUGAUGAAGAUUUUGGGCUUCAAUCGCGCAAGUGCCCGUCACAACUGUGGUCGGGUUCACCAACUCCUGGAACACAGCCUUCCUUGUCCAGCUUUGUCGCUGCUGUUCCCGGAAGUUCUUGCUGAGAACCUUAACAUCAUCAGCAGCCGAAUUCCGAAGAUGGGCAAAAGCAUGCAGCGCUUUGUAGUGGCCUUCGAUUUUACAUAUGUUCUGCCGAUGCAUGAAGUGUUCAAAAUGGUUGACCUUUUCCUGGACGCUGCAAGCGAACAUUGCAAAGUGAUUAUUUGUGACGAUGAAGGCUGCAACGGCCUGGUCAAGAAGGCCAUUUUUGGCCAAUUGGAGGCCAAAUACCGCCGCAGGUUCCAUGAGACCAAAUUCUUUGCAGAUCUCACCUUCUCCAAGAUUGAAGCUCUGCAGCAAUUGCCACGCAUGCCAGUCAAGGUUUGCUCUCUACGAGGCAGGACUUUGUUUGUGUUGCCAGGGCCGGCGCACAGCAACAAGAACAGCAAUGGGCAAGUCAUGUCUGAAGUGAGAUGCCCAUACUUUGGGCGCUUUUGGUGUGAUGCUGCAUUUGCUUUGGAUCGAGGAAUGCCUGUUCCAGCGUACACAAGGAAAGACCCGAUGAGUGACAGGCUGGCAAGUCUGUUUGGGAAUCCUUUCUACAUCCUGGAUCAGCGAGCUCCCUGGUAUCAGUGCUGA